UCUCACACAAUGCAGCAGUGGUAACCCUAUAAAAGAUCGGACAAUGCUAGCUUUACUGGUUGUCAUGGCAACAGCCACUUUCCAUGUCGGAGGAACAACAUCGUCAUGCUCGACAAACUACAACCUUAAUUACACCAUUUGGCUGCCGUUCCCUUGCUCGCGGAAAGAGGUAGGUGGGGAUCUGAUUCAGACCAUUCCAAAGGAGUACUUCCCGGAACUGCCAAGCAUCCUCAUCAACUCCACGUCACCCGAUGAGUGUUCAGCACUUACUGAGAAAGCAAUAUUGAGUCUCUGUCGCAUUCCAGACUGUAUCAGCAACCCUUGUCAGAAUGGUUGGUGUGAGGAGACUAAGAAAAACUACAGAUGCCACUGUCCUCCAGGUUUCUAUGGACUUCACUGUGAAAGAGUUGUUGAGGGCCUUGUGCAAGUUUCAACUGAUGAAUCACUUACUGUCCCCAUAGUAACCUCAACCAUGGCAAUGACAUCAGUAUCAGUCAAUGAAAGCGAUCAACCAACUGAGGUACCUGUUAUUACUCCUGGAAUUACCAACACAUCUGCAGCCUUCAGGGAUGCUGAUGCUGUUGUGCAACUUAAACGCAAAGGCAAAGUUUACUUGACAGAUGUGAAGGAUGAAAGGGUCUAUAUUGCUGAUAUAGGGAAUUACUCUUUCACUGCACUGAACGAAAAUGAUCCCAUUCGUGCCGCGGACAUCGCUUUUGAUGAGACCAACCAGAAACUCUUCUGGAUAAACUCUCGGGAUAAUAUAAUUUACCGUGGCAGCUGGGAUAUGGCGGAAAGCAUACCUGUUUCCAUCGGCCACCAUUAUGACCGAGCAUCGAUCUCUCUCAAUGAGAGAGAAAAGCAGAUCUUUUGUGUAUUUCAUGGCGGCAGUAAGAUUUCUCGCAUCGAUCAUGAUAACCCAAACACAAGGGAUGAAUACGUUCUACAUGAUCUUACGGACCCCAGCAAUAUAAUAGUGGCCGAAGAUAUCGGGUAUCUUUAUUUCACGCAGAAUCGCCGAGCAAUAUACCGCUGGAAAUAUAAUUCUCAUAACGAUGAUUAUGAACUUCUCAAGAACAUCGAGACUGGAGAUAUUGAUGCAAUGGCAGUAGAUAUUGGAGCGGAGAAAAUUAUCGUAUCUGACUAUACCAGGGCGAGGGUCAUUGUCAUGAACUUGAAUGGAAAUAAGUUAUUUUCAUUAUCAGACUACAAUAUAGCUGACAUCGUACCCUACGAAGAGGACUUUUUCUUGAUAGGACAGGGGAUUAGCAAAGAAGAUGUUAUGCUGAAGUUUGAUGACGAUGAAUAUUCAUUUUCAAGUGUGAAGAUUCCGGAAGGUAUCAACAGAAAAUCAAGGAUUGAAAUCGCCAAAGUAGAGGCUUCGUAAGGAAAAAUUAUUUUUUUCAUAUCGUAUUAAGCCUACCAAAUACCUUCAAUGUUUGUUCACAACAUGAUUUAAAAAAAAAGUAAAAUCACUUCAUUUGAAUUGUGUUUGAGAAUCCAUGAAUAUAAGUUCGAAAUUUCGAUGAUAUAGAGUAUAAAGCCCAUAUUGUCUUAAAAUUGAAGAGGAUCAUGUAACUGCCACGUCAUGUCACCACAAUGAUUAGUUAGGAAUUAAAGUCACUUUUUUACCAGUUAAGUGAACAGGUGAAGAGAACUUACUGUCACAAUGACUUUCUAAAGGUAAUAAUUAUUGGACUGUUCAAAUUCUGCAUUGCAUGAUUUCCAUGAUUGGAUAUGAAUAUCAAUUAUCAUAAGCACUGUAGAGAUGUAUCAUUUUUAACCUUUCAUACUUUAUAUACUUUCAGUUAUAUUAUUAAUAAGGGUAAAAAAACACUUUGAUUUGAAUGCUUAUUUUUGGCCAGCCUUGAAUGUCUUACCCUAGUUGAAUAAAGUUAAAUGAUUUAUGAACUUAUUACAUAUUAUGUCAUUUGAAUUAAUUUAUCUGUUGAUAUAUGAGGAAGUGAUGAUUUAGAUUUUCAAAAAGCUAAAGAAACAGAUGAAAGGAAGCAAGAUUUGAUUUAUAGGAAAGGGGUCAGAGUUCGAGGGAAAUGGUGUACGCACUCAAACUUUAUUUUCAUCUGUUUUUCUCUUAUUUAGAUUUGUAGCAAUUUCAAUCUGUAUUAGAAACAAGUUGCAUGUUCUUCAUUAUCAUUCUAUAUUUUUUUUUCAUUCUCAAUGACCGCUGUACAGUCAUUUAAUUCUGUGAUACUUAAUUUGCUUAUGAGAUUUAUAAUUGUAAUUUUAUUGUAUAUUUUCUUUGAGAAAAGACAAUAAAAAUGUUUUAAACAAAAACAAAAAUUGUGUUCCUGAAUCCAGUGACAACUGUAAACCUGCAAUCCUAGAAUGACGGUUGGAUCUGAUAUGCAGAAAAUAAGAGAUAUUCAAAGUUCGAAUGGUUCAGAAAAUGAGGUCGACUUCUUUCAUUUUGUUAUUUUUUUUAAAAAGUUUGCCUGUAAAAUAAGUGCAUUCAUGCUUGACCCAAAGCAUCAACUUUAAUGUAUGUAAUUAGUUAAGGAACAAUUUGAUUUUAAAUGGGGGGAUUGUAUUUGUGUUGUGUUUAGAAGGUCACAACUUGUAUCAUAAAUGUAUCAUAGAAUAUCAUUGAUAUUCCCUGCAUCCAAGCAACUGGACAUGGUGGAUAUCGUAACAACCCUUAUUUUUCCAAGUCUAAUUGGGGAAUUAUUUGGGGGCAUUUUUAAACAUUCCAUUAAAAAAACACCUUUAAUUGCACUUACAUGAAAUUUAUUAUUCUCUUAAUUCAGCUCGAUGUGCCUUAUAUGUAUA
Lytechinus variegatus (green sea urchin) is the source of this 2787-nucleotide messenger RNA. RefSeq lists its product as uncharacterized. The transcript has 9 exons. The record is from RefSeq and is a predicted model, not a curated record. Lineage: Eukaryota; Metazoa; Echinodermata; Echinoidea; Temnopleuroida; Toxopneustidae. Gene Ontology annotation, molecular function: calcium ion binding. The coding region runs from base 44 to 1387 and encodes 447 amino acids.